UGUCAGUGUCAUGUUGAUAAACAAGGAGGCGUAUCAUAAAAAUUAGAAAUUUUAAUAAAAUUUUAAUUUCUAUUUAGCUAUAAAUUUACACAAAAUUCAAAUUAAUCAAUAGUUUCAGUAAAAAAAAAAUCAAGAUGAUGAACCAAUAUUUAAAGGAAUUAGAACAGGAACCAUUUGAUCCGGAUGAAUUUGUUGAGAGAAUGGUGCGACGCAGUAUGCAAGAAUGUCGCCUUCAGGAUGAUCAGUUCGAUCCAGAGAUGAUCCAUGACAUAUUUACACAGGCUAUCCAGGAUUUGAAGGUGCUCCAAGAAAGACAAGAAAGAAAAUGUGCUAGAUUAGAGCAAGAUGUGCAAGAAGAAGAGAAAUUAUAUGUAGCAAAGCUUGCUGAGAUUAUGGAACAACAUUCUCACUGUGUAAAUGUCUUCAGUUCAUUGGAUGAGAGGAUGUCCCGCUGUGGUGGUCGGGCAUUGGAUGUUGGUGAGAAGCUGGGUGCAGCAAGAGCACCUCGAGCUAGAGCAGCAGCUGCCAGGGAUCUGCUUUCACAUUUAGCAAACUUCCUCAGUCCAGGACCUGUGCUUUCCGACGUUUUCAAUGAUCCUAACAAGCUUAAUGAAGCCGCAGAUGUUAUACAAAAACUGUACACAAUCGCUCAAGAACUACCUCCUGAUAAAUUUGAGGUGGCCAAGAAUAAGAUAGAGGCAAAGUAUGAUGAGAUUGAGAGGAAUCUCAUAGAAGAGUUUGUGAGGGCUCAGAAUCAGGGCAAUGUAGCCAAAAUGAAGGACAUAGCCACUAUUAUGACUAAUUUCAAAGGAUACUCCCAGUGUGUUGAUGCUUACAUUGAAACCAGUCAAAUGAACACUUUACUAGGCAAGGAUAUAUUUGCAGCAGUUCUGCCUCUUUGCAAGAAGAACUACACAGUCAUAAGCAGCGUAUUUCCGAACCCAGACCAGGUGAUAAGCAAGUUUGUGCUGAACAUUUUCCAUCUAAAGUUGCAGAAAUACAUACAAACCAAGUUAGCUGAUAAAAAUGAUAUGGACAAGUAUUUGCGCAAUUUAUACGAUGUGUAUAUCAGCACUCAAAAAGUUUGCGACGAGCUGGUAGCUGCGAACCUAGUGUCAGCUGAAGGUAACACCACCACCGGUGACCUUCGGAGAGAGGCCCUGGUCAACGGAGCCAUGGCGGGCGCCACGGACGGAUACGCGGCGCUAGAGAUACGGCGGCUGAAGGCUGUCCUAUCUAACUCCCUUAACGUGUAUUAUAACGAAAAACAGCACGUUAAAAAGCAGAUCCAGGGCGGAGGUUUCCAAGAGCUACGUCGUGAUCUACAAGCGGUAAUAGGCACUCGGGCGAACAUCAACAUAGCACAGAUAGAGAACUACGGCGGCGAGACGUUCCUCAGCGAACAGUUGGUUCAGAAGAUGCUCAACGAUGCCAAGACUUCCUUCACCAGGUGUAAAACUUUAUGCACUCCAAACGAGUUGUCCGGCACUACGAUAGCUUUACUGGACGCAUUGAUACAGAACUUGCUCAUAGAGCAUGUAGACUAUGCUCUAGACUUGGGCCUGCAGUCUAUUCCCAUAGCCGAGAAUAAAUCGCCACCACAGAUCUACUUCUUCGAUAUAGUGAACCAGGCGAACAAAAUAGUGAGGAUGUUUGGAGAGCACUUCCAGGAAUCGGUGUUGCCAUGUUUGAGCAAACAAGGCGAAUGUAUCCAACGAAAGAACACUAUAAUGGAGCAAUUGGAGAACAAAUUAGACGCAGGGUUGGAGAGAGCUAUAUCAGCAAUAGUGGGCUGGGUGAAGCUGCAUCUGCAGACUGAACAGAAAAAGACCGACUUCAAACCCGAGGGGGAUAUCGAUACUCUGGCUUCAUCUGCCUGUGUGGCAGUGGUAUCCUACUUGAAUUCCGUCAUAGAAAAGAUCCAUACGGAGUUGGAAGGUGAAAACCUUCACGCCGUGUCCUUGGAGCUAGCCGUCCGACUGCAUCGCGUCAUAUACGACCACCUGCAGAACUUCCAGUUUAAUUCUGCUGGUGCAAUGAUAGCGAUAUGCGACGUGAAGGAAUACCGCUCGGCAGUGUGUGGACGAGGAACGCGGUCGGCGCCGGCGCCCGCGCACGCACUGUUCGACACACUACACGCGCUGUGCAACCUGCUGCUGGUGAAGCCGGAGAACUUGCACCAAGUCUGCGAGGGAGAGACGUUGGCUGAAUUGGAUCACUCAAUCUUGCACAACUUCAUCCAACUGCGCUCCGACUACAAGAGUCAUAAGUUAUCGAACUUUCUCAAGGGACUGUCAUAAUUUAUUGUUAACACGUUACGUUGUAUUAAUAGAUCUAACUUUUAUUAUCUAAGUGAUUUAUUAUUGCUUUAUGGUUAAUUCAACGUUAUUUAUUAAACUCUAUUUACUUA
This is a messenger RNA of Bicyclus anynana (squinting bush brown), 2410 nucleotides long. It is a transcript of the gene Sec10, whose product is annotated as exocyst complex component 5. The transcript has 13 exons. Gene Ontology annotation, biological process: exocytosis; Golgi to plasma membrane transport. The record is from RefSeq and is a predicted model, not a curated record. Gene Ontology annotation, cellular component: exocyst; cytoplasm. Bases 135 to 2300 code for a protein of 721 amino acids. Lineage: Eukaryota; Metazoa; Arthropoda; Insecta; Lepidoptera; Nymphalidae.